AUGGCUCGUUGUCAAGGAGCUAACCUUUGCUUCAUGUUCUUCCAUGAAGAACCGCCGCCAUCGGAAACCCUUGGCAUCCUCGCCUUCGACGCCGCCAAGACCAUGUGUCGCCUUGUCUCCCUUUACAAAUCCCUCGCCGACCCCGAAAUCCUCAAGCUCCACCGCCACGUCAUCAAAUCCAAAGGUGUAACCUGCCUCAAUUCCAAAGAAGAAUGCUUCCUACUCAACCUCGCUUGCGCCGAGCGCCUCGAGGAUCUCAACCUCGCCGCCGCCAACGUCUCUUGGCUUGGCCGUAACUGCUCCGACAAGGGGCUCAGCUGCUUCGAUGUCGUCUAUGCCGACAUGAAGCGCGGCGUAGUUGACGUCAAGAAGAUCGAAUUUGGCACUAGAAACAUCGAGAAGGUAAUUGAGAAAAUGGAGAAGCAUGUCUCCGCCACGAGGAACCUCCACGCCGCCAUGGAAUCCUUAACGGAGAUGGAGGGUUCGCAGAAGAAGAUACAACGUUGGAGAAAUAUUAGGGCUAACCAUGGCUUGAAGGUGAAAGUUGAAUGUUUCAAUGAUAGGAUCUUGUUAUAUAGAAGAAGGGUUCAGUAUUACAAACAAGUUUCGCUUUGGAACCAGACAUUUGACAAGGUUGUGGGUCUCAUGGCUCGUAUUAUAUGCAUUGCUUACGCUAGAAUCUGUAACGUUUUUGGACCCUUUGUAACGGGUAUUAUACCUGGUUGCAACAAGAAGAACAACGUUGUUAAUGUUAAAGGAAUUUUCCAUCCAAAUUUUGAUAACUCUUGUUGCCUCCUAGAACAUCGAGAGUUGUAUGAGGUAAAUCUCUGUCUCUUCGAUCAGAACGAGGAAUCAUUGAAGAAACGCGCGAAAAAUUCGGGUUCUGUUUUUAAAGGAGGGUUGAUCCGAUUCAACAACCACCCUCCGCCGCCGCCACCUCCACCGCCGCCGCGGCACAGUCCGCAGGGAGAUAUGGCGAAGAACAACCGUGUUUUGCGUCUGCCCCCGCCGUCCACGGUUGGUGGGGCGGGGCUUUCGCACAGGUAUGCAAACGUGAUCCUGUUCAUGGAACGGUGCAUGAAUGCUUCGGCGGCGAUUGGUGAUGACGCGCGCUCGGCGCUGUAUGAGAUGUUACCGGGGAGGUUGAAGGUGAAGCUGAGGCCGAAGUUGAGGAGUCAAUAUUUGAAAUGGGAGGAGAAUUCGGAAAGAGGAGAUGACGGUCACUCGGCGGUGGCCUCGCGGUGGUUCGACAAGGUGGAGGAGGUAAUGGAUUGGUUGUCGCCGGUGGCGCAUGACACGGUGAAGUGGCAGGCUGAGAGGAACUUGGAGAAACAGAAGUUUGAGACAAAACCAACGGUGUUGUUGUUGCAAACGCUUCAUUACUCAAACUUGGAGAAGGUGGAGGAGGCUAUUGUUGAAGUGUUGGUGGGGUUGAGUUGUAUAUAUUGGUACCGAAAACAAUGGUAG
Gastrolobium bilobum is the source of this 1467-nucleotide messenger RNA. RefSeq names its product protein PSK SIMULATOR 3-like. Gene Ontology annotation, biological process: positive regulation of growth. The record is from RefSeq and is a predicted model, not a curated record. The transcript has a single exon. Bases 1 to 1467 code for a protein of 488 amino acids. Lineage: Eukaryota; Viridiplantae; Streptophyta; Magnoliopsida; Fabales; Fabaceae.